AUGGCGGGACUUUCACAAGAAGAUCGCAACAUUAUCAAGAACCAUCCUCUAACCAGCUCAGUCAAUCAUUUACAAGGUGUGCUUCAGGAAGCUGAAAUAAUCUAUGAGUCACGUCUAAUAUCCUAUGAUGGUGCUGUUGAUAACCUUGACCAACUCUAUCGGGGAGCGACUUCGGGACUUCUCUCUUACACCUGGUCAUCCGAAGGUUCCCAGACAAUGAAAUCCAGGACGUCGAUAAAUGGAAUGUCGGUCCCUCAAUCAACUCCUCCGGCGAGCGUUCCUCCCUCCUUUGACGGCACGCCAGUCAAAUCCACCUCUUCAUCGCAGAAAGGUUCCGAGCAGACAUGUGAGUUGAUGAAUCCAAGAAUCUUCGAGGAGAUACAUGGUUGCACAUUUCGAGAUGUCGAGAGCUUUUUUGACAAAUACUUUGAGGAGAAGGACUGGAGCGGCAAAACAGAUGCCAUCUGUCAACGCGUGCUGGCCCCGGACAGCGAUGGUAAUUGGGCCCAGUUUCCCAAUCCUCCUACACAGAACAAUGUCCUUGCCUGGUGGUUUCGUCUUCAAGAAGACCUUCUCUCAGAAUCACGCGGCACCUACUACACCACAGCGAGCAAAGCGGAUCUUACUGGUUCGAAGGCAGAACGGCAAGUCGACCUUCUUUUGCGAGCUAGGGGUGGUACCCCCUCGCGAAACAAACACAACUGGAGAGACAUCCUGGUAGUUGGCGAGCUCAAAAAAUCCACGGAGGAGAUCAAGACCAAGGACACUCUGCUUCAGAUGAGCCGCUACGUGCGCGAGGUCUUUACCGCCCAGCCCACCCGACGGUUCAUCCACGCGUUCGCCGUCUGCGGGACCAAGAUGGAGGCGUGGGUGUUCGACCGUUCAGGUCCCUAUAGCUCCGGCGUCAUCGACGUCUACAAGGACUCAAGACGGUUCUUUCAGGUGCUUGUUGGGUACACCAUGAUGAGUGAUGAGGAACUAGGACUGGAUAGUUUUAUUGCUAGGGAUGAAGACGGCAACAAAUCAAUAACUGUCAAAGGGCCUGGAACCCUAGACAAAAAAGUGCUGCGGCUGGGUGAAAUACUUUCCUUUCAACAUGCCAUCGUGUGUCGCGGGACCACGUGUUUUUUCACAAAUGAUGGACAAGGUGUAGCUAAAUUCUCGUGGGUGUCGGACAAGCGGCGGCCGGAGGUGGAACUCCUCGAGCUAGCAUGUCAAAAGAAUGUCCAAGGAGUCGCAAGGAUCAUCGGUCACAGUACCAUCACCAGCAUCGCCGACAUGCGCUGCGGUCUGACGUUCAACAAGCGCCACCACUUCAAAAGCGCACCCCCCAGCGCAACCUCCUCAUUUCAUCAAUCUCAGCCGCUCAUCGAGCCGCGCUGCUUAGAUAUCCGUCGCAAGUCAUCUUCCAGGAAACGCAGAUCCCCGGAUAAGGGGAUGCAGGUGUCCAAACAAUCGCGUUCCAUCAAUCAAUCAUCAAGGAACACCCAGGAGGAGAAUGAACUAGCUUUCUCCAUUCAGUCAGCGCACAAACCGAGCCUCUUCGACAGAAAUGGUGAGGAACUGUAUGACAACCGUGUCCUCCGCUGUCUAGUGAUAUCGCCCGCUGGCCGGCCGAUCUACAAGUACGAAUCACACUUGGAGCUGCUCAAGGCACUUCGCGAUGCAAUAAAGGCGCAUCGAUCUCUUUACCUGGAUGGAAACAUUCUUCAUCGGGAUAUUUCGGAGAACAACAUAAUAAUCACUGAUCCAGACAAGGCAGAUGGCUACUCUGGCAUGCUGAUCGACCUGGAUCUUGCUAAAGAAGUUGGAAGUGGGCGAAGCGGCGCGCGGCACCAGACUGGCACAAUGGAGUUCAUGGCAAUUGAGGUGCUGCUGAAUAUCGACCAUACCUAUCGGCAUGAUCUUGAGUCUUUUUUCUACGUGCUUAUCUGGCAGUGCGCCCCUCAUGGCUGGGGGAAGGAUAACCAUCCUAAGGAUAGUAAACUUCGUGCCUGGUAUACUGGUAACUAUGAGGACAUUGCAAACGCCAAGCUUGGCCACAUGAGCAAAGCUGAAAACAUGGGAUUUGGAUUCAUUUUGAGGGAGUUCCCUCCAAAGCUCCGUGGUGUUGUACCGCUAUGCGGGGCCCUACGAGACAUACUCUUUCCUUACAAUGACAAAGGUCUUAUUGUUGGCACUCCCCAAGACCCAAUCCGCUUAUACGAUCCUAUUAUUAAGGCGUAUGAUGACACGAUCGCCCAAUUUGAACUCGAAAAUCUCACUAGCGAUAAAUCUGUUUAG
Molecule: messenger RNA, 2283 nt
Organism: Histoplasma mississippiense
Lineage: Eukaryota; Fungi; Ascomycota; Eurotiomycetes; Onygenales; Ajellomycetaceae
Exons: 2
Coding region: 1-2283 (760 amino acids)
Biological process (GO): protein phosphorylation
Molecular function (GO): protein kinase activity
Source: RefSeq, a predicted model, not a curated record